Cuscuta campestris is the source of this 691-nucleotide messenger RNA. The record is from the annotation of a GenBank genome assembly. NCBI's taxonomy places the organism in Eukaryota, Viridiplantae, Streptophyta, Magnoliopsida, Solanales, Convolvulaceae.
CCUGUAUCUGAUCUGUUUUAUGUAGUUUUCCCCAAAUUUUUAUUUUUAUAUUUUGUUAUUCUAUUGUCAUCUCAAAGUAAAUGACAUCUAUAUAUCUAAAAUAUAUGUAUAGGCACACAAAUAAGUUGGCAAACAUGAUCGUCAAGAACGAAGAAGGCGGGAAGUUAAGUUCGGAGAGUCGUCGUUCAAACGCCGCCAUGGGGCCGGAGAUGUUGAGAUUUGAGAAGAAUGCAAACAGAAGGGUGAAAGGGGAGUUUUCCGCGAGAAGACAUUCCACCUCCGAAAGGUAUUGUCGGGUUCACGACCAGAACGAUCAUGUGCCCCUGUCAUUGGAAGAAGGUGUGCAAGGUGAAGAAGAUGAGGAAGAGGAGUCAUGGAGGAGGAAGACAAAUAAUAAAACCAGUCACAGGAAGUUUCUAAAUGUCUGCAAACGUCUUUUGAGAUUUUAGUCUUUCAAUGCGUCUCACAAUAAUGUUUCUAUUUGAUUUUUUUUCAACUUUGUAAGACAUAUUGAUUGUUAUGUUUAUUUGUUUAGUUCUACUUUUUAAGUUAAACAUCAUGAACUUUAAAACUUUAAUUGUAUUACUAUAUAUUACUCCCUUCGUCCGGAAAUAUUCUUCCCAUUUGACUUUUCUUAGUCAAAGUUUGUAAACUUUGACUAAGAUAUGUGGAAAAAAUACAUUGUAUUAGG